GACCUGAGUCAUCAAGACCAAACCCACAGGCCUGACCAUAUUUAAGUCUGCCGCUGGUCAUUGUGUCGCGUCUUUCGUUGGCCGCACCUGUGAUGGGCUCACGGCAAAGAGUUUCUGAUAUCUGAAGCCUGACAGACAUUAGUUUCCAGCCAUGGGUGACUGGUCUUACCUGUCUGCUCUGCUAGACAAGGUCCAGUCUCACUCCACUGUGGUGGGGAAGAUCUGGAUGAGUGUCCUCUUCCUGUUCAGGAUCUUCGUCCUGGGCGCUGCUGCGGACAAUGUCUGGGGAGACGAAGUGUCGGAGUUCUACUGUGACAGCCAGGAACCAGGAUGCAAACACACCUGCUACAACUGGAUGUUCCCAAUAUCCUACAUUCAUUACUGGGUCCUGCAGAUCACCUUCGUAUCGACGCCCACCCUGGUCUACCUGGGCCACGCUGUCCACAUCAUCCACAAAGAGAGGAGGAUGAUGGAGCAGCUGAAGAACAACCCCAAUGGAAGUGCACUGAAGAAACCCAAGUACACAGACGACAGAGGGAAGGUGAAGAUAAAAGGCAUCCUCUUUUGCACUUACAUGACCCAGCUGGUAUUCAAGAUCCUCCUGGAGGUGGGAUUCAUUGUGGGCCAGUUCUACAUCUUUGGCUCUGUGUUCAUGGUGUCCUACUUCCACUGUACUGUGAGUCCACCUUGUGCCCAUUUCAGCGGAGCCCAGUGUUACAUCUCCCGUCCCACAGAGAAGACGAUCUUCAUCAUCUUCAUGCUCGUGGUCUCAGGCAUCUCAGUGCUGCUCAACAUCAUCGAGAUCAUAUAUCUGCUCUGUAACCAGAGGAGAGACGCCAGGAAACGGCUUCUAGCCAAGGAGCAUGUGUCCAGUUUACAGCAGUAUCCAUCCAAUCCUGGCUGGGGGGGCAUGAGCAGCCAGUAUGGAGGCUUCCCACUGCUGCCUCCACCUGGUCAGGGUCUGACAGAGCUCUGCAGUGACGACAAAUAUGGCGACUCUGUCAUGAAAGAAAAGGACACUUGACACAUCAGUUAUAAUAAUUAAUGAACAUCUGUUGGAGGUGUUUGCUCUUCCUAUUUUUUGCUUCAGUUACUCUUAAACAUUUUCUCAAACAGCUGGAGUGAGUUACCAACAUUUGCUGUUUUUUCUUUAAGCGUUCAAUUGAAUGAAUUAAUUUAAAAAUAAACCUUGACAAUACUGUGCUCUGAUUGGUCAGUAACACCACUGUGUCACACAUGUGUGUCAUCCAUUGAUAUUAUUAUGUUUGCUAUAUUUGUAAUAGGUAAUAUUUGUUGCUGUGUUAUGACAAUAUGGGUCACAUUGUGCUGUAAUAAAUGUUUCACUCUGUUA
Seriola dumerili (greater amberjack) is the source of this 1351-nucleotide messenger RNA. Its product is annotated as gap junction Cx32.2 protein-like. Gene Ontology annotation, cellular component: connexin complex. The record is from RefSeq and is a predicted model, not a curated record. Bases 152 to 1024 code for a protein of 290 amino acids. The transcript has 2 exons. Gene Ontology annotation, biological process: cell communication. NCBI's taxonomy places the organism in Eukaryota, Metazoa, Chordata, Actinopteri, Carangiformes, Carangidae.